CCGAGGGAGGGCAGCGCGGGCCUGUCAUGGCGCACAAACAGAUCUACUACUCCGACAAGUACGAUGAUGAGGAGUUUGAGUACCGGCACGUGAUGCUGCCCAAGGACAUCGCCAAGCUGGUGCCCAAGACCCACCUGCUGUCGGAGUCGGAGUGGCGGAACCUGGGGGUGCAGCAGAGCCAGGGCUGGGUCCACUACAUGAUCCACGAGCCAGAGCCCCACAUCCUACUCUUCCGACGGCCAUUGCCCAAGAAGCCAGAAAAGUGAGCGGCCCCUGGUAUGCCGAAGCUCCCAGUCCUUCCACACUGAGCAAGCACCUUCCUCCUCCUCCGCGUUUCUCGGGGGCUUCACCCCCUGACCCCCGAUUUGCCUGGGCGCCGUUUUGGCGCCUCGGCCUUGGUUCCGGAGGCCCUUCCGUUGCGUUGCCUCCAAAGCUUCAAUAAAGUUGUGUUUGGGAA
Molecule: messenger RNA, 457 nt
Organism: Oenanthe melanoleuca
Lineage: Eukaryota; Metazoa; Chordata; Aves; Passeriformes; Muscicapidae
Gene: CKS1B
Product: CDC28 protein kinase regulatory subunit 1B
Exons: 3
Coding region: 27-266 (79 amino acids)
Biological process (GO): regulation of mitotic cell cycle
Cellular component (GO): cyclin-dependent protein kinase holoenzyme complex; SCF ubiquitin ligase complex
Molecular function (GO): ubiquitin binding; protein kinase binding; histone binding
Source: RefSeq, a predicted model, not a curated record